GUGUGUGUGUGUGUGUGUGUGUGUGUGUGUGUGUGUGUGUGUGUGGAGGCGGAGCGUGCACCACAUAAACGCUCCACCUCGCCCGUCCGCCCCCAUCCCGCACCACCCAGCAGGUAAGCGUUGCCUACACGCCACAUGAGUGACAGUGCGUUAUGUUGCGCUGGGAGCUGCUCCUGCUGACGGUGGUGCCUGUGCUUUGCUUGUAUCCUGCGACAAGUAAGGGAUGGUACCGUGGGCACAUCAGACAGCCAGGGACGUGGGGUCUUUUCUCUGAGCACAUGAACACAGGGGCGCCCAGACGGACACACCUUCACUCGUCAUUUUUACGUACCUCGAUACUUUCCACGCCUCACUUCACACAUCUCGUCCCUCGCCAUCCAUCUCCCGGCACCCCACCCCGUCCUUGCCUAGCGGGGUGGUGGAGGCCUUGCCGGGGGUCGUGGCGAAGGUGAUGGAAAAGUACGGGCCUGCUGCUGCCUCACCCCCUGCCCCUGUCUAUCCCAACACAGAGCCACCGGUCAUAUGGUUCCCCCAGCAGGAAGAGGAAUGCCCCGAGGUUUCGGAGGGCGGUGGAUUUAGCCCCUUUGGCCUCCUGGCGUUGCUAGUGGCAGCCGCCAACCUGGUGAGUCUGCUUGCCUCCAACGCUAACAAUAAUAAUAACAACAAUAACAACGACAACAACGUCAACAGUAAUCUUCUGCAGGCUGGUAACGAGGUGAACGCCAACAACAACCCCAAUGUCUACAGCGCGAUUGUGACUGGCAUGGGUAAGAGGAGGCGGCGAGAUGCGACAAGGCUUUGCCAGGCGGGGCAAGAAGUGAUCACAGGGGAGGAGGUGGUGGGUGUGGUAGGUAUGGCCAUUCUGAGGAGCUAUCUGCAAGCGGUGCUGACGAAGGGACGGGAGGAGUGUGUUGCUCUCAGCGUAUGCUUGGCCCAUGCGGAGGUGGCGGAGUGGGGAGACCUGGCGAGUGUUGUUGCUGAAGGCUUGAGCGAGGCUCACGUGGAUUGGGUGACGCAGGUGUCCUCAGGAGUGUCCAGAGAGACGCUUCUUACCGCCGCUGAGAAGGGGCACCUUGGGGAAUCCUGCGUCCUGCUGUACCCUUGUCCUGCAGGAGUGUGGGCAACCCUGACGCAGCCUUUUGCUCUUCUGCACGCUCUUGUCAGCCUUGCGGGACCUGAAGAAGGGGAAGUGUCGUGAUUUAAGUCGAAACUCUCUGUCUGUCUGCUGGUGUUAGUGCCAUUCCUCUUUUAUUUCAAGUGGUUUCCUUCUUUCUCUCUUUAUUUUCCCAGAUUUCUUUUAUUUUCUUUGAUUUUUCCUCUCAUUUUCCCGCCCAAUUUUCGUCACGGUUCAUGCAACUCUCUCCUUUUAUUCACACACACACACACACACACACACACACACACACGGUACACGCCCGGUAGCUCAACGGU
Messenger RNA from Portunus trituberculatus (swimming crab), 1431 nucleotides. RefSeq lists its product as uncharacterized. The coding region runs from base 452 to 1198 and encodes 248 amino acids. The transcript is spliced from 4 exons. The record is from RefSeq and is a predicted model, not a curated record. Lineage: Eukaryota; Metazoa; Arthropoda; Malacostraca; Decapoda; Portunidae.